GAUGCGUUACGCAAGUCACCACCCUGUAUACCUAACCUCAAAAGCAAUUGCAGGAUCUAAAAAAAAUGUAUUUUCAUGAACUGGAUGAUGAAAUAGAGAUGCAGGAAAUUGAAGAUUUAGGAUUAAAUCGCCAGAGAUAUAUGGUUAGGGAGAGACAAGAUAAUUUCCAUGGAUGGAAUGAGGAACAAUUUUUCAAUCGCUUUAGAGUGACAAAAAAUACUGCACUUCACAUUAAUGGUCUCAUUGAAGACAAUAUAAGACAUCGCACAGAUAGAAAUCAUGCUGUAUCACCUUUACAACAGUUACUAGUUGCUCUUAGGUUUUAUGCUUGUGGUAGUUUUCAAAUAGUAGCUGGAGAUUUUGGAGGUUUACAUCGAACCACUUCUGGACAAAUUAUAAGAAGAGUGUCAAGGGCUAUUGCGGAAUUAAGCCCAGUGUACAUUAAAAUGCCAGAUACCGUUGAGGAAAUGACAAUAAUCAAGCAAGGUUUCUAUGCUAUCGCAAGGUUUCCUAGAGUUAUUGGUGCCAUUGAUUGCACACACAUAAGAAUCCAAAAUCCAGGUGGUGAACAUGCUGAGAAUUUCAGAAACAGAAAAGGUUUUUUUCUAUCAACGUCCAAGCUGUAUGUGAUGCAAACUAUAAAAUUAGAAAUAUUGUAUGUCGUUGGCCAGGAGCAAGUCAUGACAGCCAUAUAUUUAGGAAUUCAACAAUUCGUAUGAAAUUUGAAAACAAUGAAAUGGAAAAUAGCAUUUUAUUAGGCGACAGCGGUUAUCCUCUCUGUCACUAUUUAAUUACUCCAAUUAAUAAUCCAACAAAUCCCGCAGAGCACUAUUUUAAUGAAUGCCAAAUCGGAACAAGGACAAUAAUUGAAAGAACAUUUGGUAUAUGGAAACGGAAAUUUCCUAUUUUGUCACUGGGACUGCGGAACAAAUUACCUAUGUGUCAAGACAUUAUUGUAGCUAC
Messenger RNA from Photinus pyralis (common eastern firefly), 963 nucleotides. Its product is annotated as putative nuclease HARBI1. Lineage: Eukaryota; Metazoa; Arthropoda; Insecta; Coleoptera; Lampyridae. The record is from RefSeq and is a predicted model, not a curated record. Bases 66 to 719 code for a protein of 217 amino acids. The transcript has 3 exons.